Molecule: messenger RNA, 1247 nt
Organism: Meleagris gallopavo (turkey)
Lineage: Eukaryota; Metazoa; Chordata; Aves; Galliformes; Phasianidae
Source: RefSeq, a predicted model, not a curated record
UAGACCCCAAUGAACCAAGCCUCAACUCGAUCUCACUGCAUUUUCACUAUUCACAUCUCUAGCAAGGAACCUGGAUCUCCAACUAUCCGACAUUCUAAGUUGCACUUAGUAGACCUUGCAGGAUCAGAGCGUGUUGCAAAGACUGGAGUUGGAGGUCAUUUGUUGACAGAAGCCAAAUAUAUCAACUUAUCAUUACAUUAUUUAGAGCAGGUAAUAAUUGCACUUGCAGAGAAAAACCGAUCCCACAUUCCCUAUCGAAACUCUAUGAUGACCUCAGUGCUAAGGGACAGUCUGGGAGGAAACUGCAUGACCACAAUGAUUGCAACACUCUCUUUAGACAAAAGAAACAUAGAGGAAUCUAUAUCAACUUGCAGAUUUGCACAACGAGUUGCUCUUAUUAAAAAUGAAGCAGUUCUUAAUGAAGAAAUUGACCCCAAAUUGAUGAUUAUUCAGCUGAAAAGGGAGAUCCAAGAGUUGAAAGAUGAGCUGGCACUGGUGACUGGCAUGCAAAGAACGUCACAGCUUUCACAAGAAGAGUUACUUCACUUGGAUGAGUUAAUAGAAACAUUUCUGGAAGACAAUGAUCCUGAAACCACUUUGGAUGUUGGAGCAGACAUGCGCAAGAUUAAGUACUGUUUCACUUAUUUGAAGCUACGACAGAAUCAUUCCAAGAUUUCUGAUGAAAAGUUGCUCUCGCAUCACAUCUGUGAAGACAAAGACACUAGCAAAGAAGCAGGAAAAGAGGAAUUGAAAAAAAUGAAAGAACUUCUGCAGCAAAGAGACAAUGAGAUCAGUAUCCUUAAUAGGGGAAAAAAUAAUAUUUGGGUUUCAGCUGAUGUGGCUACAUUGGUUUCUCUGUGUGUGAGAUAGGAGUUGGCUCCAUGGAAUGAAUUUCUCUCUAUUGACCCCACUGUGUUAAAGCAAUUAUUCAGUUUCCAAAUUUUAUGUGACAAGACCCUUUCUUUACACCUGCUUCUAUUUCAGUUGUGACCCAAACCAAAAUCCUGCAUCCAGGCACCACUUAGCUUUGGAGUAGUCCAGCCAAGACCCAAGGCCUGUGAAUAAAGCCAUGCCUAAAAAACUCCUCAAGCAAAUUAAACAUUUUUGUAGAAUGGGAAAAUCUGAUGCUAUGUAAAGAUCAAUUUAUUACCUUACAAAGAAUAGAAUUUCCUGUAAGUGUUAUUUUUAGCCAAAUGAAGUGCUGCUUUGGGGACUACUGGAUUAUGUACCUUUUGAAUGAAUAUGAA